AUGGAUACUACAUUUGAACUAUGCAGAGACUUAACUACACUUGCAAUGCAUUUGAACUCUUCUGGAUUUUUAUUUUUCUAUCAUAAUGCAUUAAUAGAUUCGAUUUAUUUAGAGCUUGCAGACCUAGAAGAGAAAUUAACCAAUGAACAACUUGAAUAUUUACGUCAAUGUGAGUAUAUUUAUUCUAUUGUCAUACUUGUUAAUAUUCCAUUAUCUAACCUAGUUUAUACAAUGAAGAAAUAUCCCACCCGCAACGAACUCCAAGCAAUUGCCAAACAAUGGAAUAUUGAUGAUUGGGAAUUUUAUCAUGAUUUGGAUGAUUGGUUUUUCAGUCGACGUUUAGCUGAGCAAGUAGUUGUACUACGAAGUUAUGAAGCACGAACAAGUGCAGCUUAA
This is a messenger RNA of Rotaria sp. Silwood2, 396 nucleotides long. Lineage: Eukaryota; Metazoa; Rotifera; Eurotatoria; Philodinida; Philodinidae. The record is from the annotation of a GenBank genome assembly.